AUGGAUCGGGAAGACUCCCCAAGGAGAGGACCUCCAAAGGUGGCUAGAUAUUUUUCUAAUGGGAAUUUUCUCUUUGCUGAAUUGGGCUCUAACCCAAGUUUUAUUUGGCGAAGUGUUUGGGAAGCUAAAAGUUUGCUUAGUUCGGGUGCAAGAAGAACUAUUGGGGAUGGUAAGUCAACUGCUAUUCUUGGUGUGCCGUGGCUUCCUGGGUUAGAAAAUCAGUGUAUUACAACUGACCAUCCAAGUCUUGUUGGUAGAAAGGUUGACUGCCUUAUGAAGUUAUGUGAAAAUCCUUGUAGUGACUGCUGGUGCUGGUCUAAAGAAGUUUCAGGGGAGUAUCCGGUUCGAAGUGCAUAUAAGUUGCUGCAGCAACUAAAUGGAAGUUGGCCGACUGCUGGUGCAGAAAAACAGUGGCAGCAGCUUUGGAGAUUGAAUGUUCCUGCUAAAGUUCAGCAUAUGGUUCUCCUUGGAGCUGCUCUUAAUGUGGAUUUAACAUGUCCCCUUUGUCAUGUUGAUGUUGAAACUAUUUCCCAUAUUCUUACUCAAUGUGACUUUGCUAAGUCUUGUUGGAAUAUUUCUGCAAUCGACUUUACUGGUGGGGGGAUCUCUGAUUUUGCAAGUUGGUUUGGUGAUGCUCUGCUGAAUAAAAAAACUAAGAUUGUGGAAGAGAUGGCCAUGAUUGCUUGGCGUAUUUGUUGGAAAAGUGCUCAAGCUCAAAAGGCAGCUCCUUUACUUAAUGUAAAUUAUGGUAAUGGAAGAGAGCAUUGGAUGAAACCUAUGAAUCAUAAGUUCAAGAUAAAUGUUGAUGGAGCCAUUUUUGAAGCUGAAAAUAGUUUUGGUGUUGGUUAUGUUGUUCGAGACCUGUCGGCAAUGCUUGUAGAGGCUGGUUCUAUAAGCAAAUUUGGUGUGGUUGCUCCUGAAAUCGCUGAAGCAAUUGGAGUGAAGGAGGCUUUGAGUUGGAUAAAAAAACAACAUUUAGAUGAUGUGGAAAUAGAGACAGAUUCAUAA
Messenger RNA from Cannabis sativa, 1008 nucleotides. RefSeq lists its product as uncharacterized. The coding region runs from base 1 to 1008 and encodes 335 amino acids. The record is from RefSeq and is a predicted model, not a curated record. NCBI's taxonomy places the organism in Eukaryota, Viridiplantae, Streptophyta, Magnoliopsida, Rosales, Cannabaceae. The transcript is spliced from 5 exons. Gene Ontology annotation, molecular function: nucleic acid binding.